This is a messenger RNA of Lotus japonicus, 2964 nucleotides long. RefSeq lists its product as uncharacterized. The transcript has 7 exons. Bases 20 to 2116 code for a protein of 698 amino acids. Gene Ontology annotation, molecular function: protein binding. The record is from RefSeq and is a predicted model, not a curated record. NCBI's taxonomy places the organism in Eukaryota, Viridiplantae, Streptophyta, Magnoliopsida, Fabales, Fabaceae.
UGAAGGAGUGAUAGAAAAAAUGGAGAGGAAGAUGACAAGGCGAGUUAGAAGAAUGAGAGAGCCAUAUAUACUAGCCAAGAGAUAUGAUUGGAAAGGGUUUUUGGAAUUUUUCCGCAAACACAAAGAUCUCUUGACCGAGCAAAUUGAUUUGCAACAAAGCACCCCUUUUCACUAUGCAGCUUACUGUGGCAGUACAGAAAUGUACGAGGAAAUGCUGGGAAUGGUGGAUCAGUUAGAAGUGCUAGACGUGCUGAGGAUGCACGAUCAGAUGGGGAAUACGCCGCUUCACGAGGUGGCGUUUACCGGAGAAGUGGGAAUGACAAGGUGCAUACUUAGGUACGAGAUGGAGACAAAGAGGAUACUGGAGUUGGAGUACAAGGCUGAUUGUGAAGGGAUAGAGCAGUCUGAGAGAGCGCUGAUGAGAAUGAGAAACAACCUGGGAGAGACACCAGUGUACAUAGCAGCUGUGCUUGGGAAGAAAGAUUUGCUGGAAUACUUGGUUCAUGAAGUAGGCAUAGACGUGAACCUCCAUUUGUACCGACAAGUUGAUAACAAGUCCAUUAUUCACACUGCUGUCAUCAAUCAAUUCUUUGGUUUCACCACUCACACCCCCUCCCCCCCCACUCUCUCUCUCUGCACAGCCUUACUGUUAUUGGAAAGGUAUGGCGAGCUCGCUCAUGAAAAGGAAGACAGUGGAUUGACAACUCUGCAGCUGCUAGCAAACAUGCCAUCUGCAUUUAAGAGUCAAACUCAAAUGGGAAUCUUCCAAAAGUUCAUAUAUCUUCUGCUUCCUGAUUAUCAAGAUGACAAAUACUACCUUCAAAAUUAUAAAGAUCGUUUCGGAAAAGGAAAAGAUCUGGAAAAUUGCCAAGAGGUCAUAGAUGAACCUCGAACUCAGAAGAAACUCUCAGAAAUUGCAGCCUUUUCAUGGAUGUGGUAUACAAUGUGGAAGGUUAUCGCCAAAGAAUGCAAGGAGAUUGCAAAAGUUUGGAGAAAAAAGGAAAUGCAUAACUUGGUACAGAAAAUAGUACAGUUGUUAGUAGCGACAGAUAAUUCAUGGGAAUAUAGUUCUAUAGAAAUAGACAAAACAGUUUCAAUGGGGAGAUCACAUCAUCCAUCCAUGAAACACGAAAAACAAGAGGAGCAACAAAAGGGACAAGAGGCUGCAAUCACCAGACCCAUUACUUAUACCCCUUUGUUGAUGGCUGCUUGCAAUGGAAUCAUAGAGAUUGUUGAAGAAAUAAUUCAUUUGUAUCCUCAGUCAGUCGAUCAUGUCAGUGAAGAUGGGCAGAACAUAUUGUACAUGGUUGUCAAACACCGCCAGCUAGAGAUUUUCAAUGUUUUAAAGAGAUUGAAAAUUGUUAGACGUCUUGCUAGAAAACUAGACAGGGAAAGAAAUACUGUCCUCCACUACACUGCAGAGUUUAUAGGAGGAAGCCAACCUGGUUAUGCUCUUCAAUUGCAAGAGGAGUUACGUUGGUUCAAACGGAUAGAAAAAAGACUCCCUUAUCAUUACACCAUUCACAAAAACGAGAGCAGACAAACUGCACAGGAACUGUUUGACAAGAAGCAUGAACAACUGCUGAAGGAUGCUCGAGCAUGGAUAAAAGAGACAGCUCAGUCAUGCUCUGCAGUAGCUGUCCUUAUAGCCACUGUUGUCUUUGCAGCAGCUUACACUGUCCCUGGAGGCACAGACAAUAAUGGCAUCCCUAGAUUUCUUCAGCAUUCUAUAUUCCAAGUGUUCUUGGUCAUGGACAUUGUAGCCCUUGUAAGUUCAUUGGCUUCAGUGGUCAUGUUCCUCUCAAUCCUCAUAUCACCUUGUGAGAUGUGGGAUUUUCAGAAGUCUCUCCCUCGCAAACUAAUGGCAGGUUUUGCCUUGCUGUUCUUCUCCAUGGCCACAACCAUGCUAUCAUUCAGUGCAACAGUUCUGAUCAACAUCAAGUUAGAGAAGAACAAUUGGACUUCAGUCAUGACGUAUUGUGCAGCAUUCUUGCCCAUCAGCAUAUUUGCUAUGAUGCAGUUCCCUUUAUAUGUUGCCAUUAAUCAAUGUGUGAAGAACAUAUUUGGGAGACUUAAGAAGAUCACGCCUCGGUCUCCUCCUCAAUUUGGUCAAUAGAAGUCGGAGAAAUAGACUCUGGGGAAAAGAUGAGAAAAAAAAAACAGUUGAAGGAUUGUUAAAUCCUCCUUAUAAUUUCCGCCUGGUGUCCUUUUUUGCUGCUUUGGAGGCUUUAGACUUUAUGGAGGUGGGGCAGUGUUAAUUUGUUGUGGCUUCUCAUCUUGCACUGUGUUAUUGGGUUUGGAUGGGGUUGUAUCAGAUAAUUUAUUUUUUUCACCGGGUAUUGGUGUCAGUGUAUAUACACACUGUUCACUUGCACACACUGGAUCAUACACUCUAGGCGGCUGUUUGCUUUCUGUUAGUUGUUGUAAGCUGUUAAACAACUGUUCAGUUAGUUAGCUUAGAUGAUUCAGUUAUCCACCUAUAAAUGGUGUACUUCAAUGUAACCUCGGUUAAUUCUAAUGAGAAUGAUAUUCAGAAUAUGAAAUAUUCUCUCCUCUCUUCUUCGAACUUCUUCAUGGUAUCAAGAGCCUAAUUCCCACUCCACCGCCACCGCCUACCACAUACGCCUUCUCUUGCUGCGACGCCGAUUUCUUCAGCUACUUCACUUUUCUCUUUGUCUUUGUUUUCUCAUUCGAAUUUGGAUAAACAUGAUGACAAGAAUUUCCUUCUACGGAAGCAACAGGUGGAUCCUGUUAUUACAACUCAUUUUGUCUUCAUCUUUUUCUAGAGAAUCCUCAUAUUCUACCGAAGUAUUGCACGGAUGCAGAUCGUGAUUCUCAGUCAAUGUUGCUCAAGCACAUUCUUAGGAUGUUCAUUCCUCUUCUUCCUCUGUUAACUUCUUAGAUCGUGGUCGACCCCCCAAUUUCCGCAGUCGGGGUUGCUUUGGUAGAGGUGACAUGGAGGAU